GACAGUUUUGACUAGUUUUGAGUCCCCACCAAGGGCUUUAGAAUAGAAAAUUUAAAAUAAAUAAAGUAUAGCUUAACUAAUACGUAUAGCAAUCCAAUAGUAAAGUAAUAUCAGAGAAUGUAAUAUAGGUACCAAUUAAAUAGAUAUGAAUAUACAUAAAUUUUUAACAAUAAUUAUUGGUCGUAAACUUGACAAUAAGUAUUGCCUACAUUAACCCAAAUUAAAACUGAAUCAUAAAAUUAAUUCCCAUAUUAUUUACUGUGUUGGAUUUUGUCUUCAAUGCGCGAAUUUUCAACUAAAUAUCAUCAUGGUAUCGCACGGGAAAAAGACAUCUGCUGAAUGGUUUAUAGACCAGUUAAAUGUGGAUAACGCUAAACGUUUAGCAUUUGUGCUGGUGAUAGGCUUUAUUGGAUAUCAUGGAAUUCUACAUUUGAGAUAUGGCUCUGACUCUUGCACUUGGUUGUUGACAUCAGGCCGAUAUAAAGGUGAUCAUGAAUGGCAACCUUAUGGUUGUAUGUUGCAUCGGUAUUCCAAAACGGAUGCACGCCGCUGUUUAAGAUAUUUAGCUUUCUGGGGAAAGUACAACAGUUUUGCUUUUAUUGGUGAUUCAAGAAUUGAACAACUUUAUGAAUAUUUUAUAGGUCUUCUAAAAAGUCGUCUUGACACGGACCCUGCAUACUCAGUGACUGAGCAUCGGAUGCCAAACUACACAUACAUAGAUCGGAAGCUGAGGUUAUCUGUGACAUUUGUAUACAGUGAUGAUGUAUCCAAGACCAUGGUCGAUCAGUUUAGAACAUGGCAGCGCUCGGACCAGCCACCUUCUUUGAUAGUGGCGUCGACCGGACUACGACUGCUCCGCACGCGGAACACAACAACCUCCCUCCUAGAGGAAUACCAGAGGAACCUCACGCGACUGGUCCAAGCCAUAGAUUCCCUCGCGGCGCGGAACACCCAGGUGCUGUGGAAACUCAUGGAGCCGGUUGAUGCAGAGAAGUUGAAGAACGAAAACAAGAAGAUAACUAAUGCUAAUAUCGACGCUUAUAACCGCGCGGCCGUACAGAUCCUGACGCACAGCGCGGCCAAGGUGUGGGAGUCGGCGCGGCUGAUGUGGUCGGCGGCGCAGUCCCCCGAGGGCGCGGCGCUGGGCGGCACGGCGUUGCGACACUCGGCGCAGGUGCUGCUCAACAUGUUCUGCAACGACCACAUGAACUUCAACGACGGCAGCUGCUGCGCGCAGCCGGAGCCGCACUCGCAGCUGCAGGUGCUCACCUUUGCCGUUUUUUUCGCGUGCGCAGCUUUAGCCGGACUGAAGAGCGCGUGGCACUGGUCGCAGACCGUGCGGCAGCGGCUGGGGGGCUACGCCCUCGUGAGCCAGCAGCCGCCCCCCAGCGAGGAGCCCUCGCCGCUAGUCGCCAUUGCAAAGCUCGGGAUGAUCAUGUCGUACUUUUAUUUGUGCGACAGAACAAAUUUCUUCAUGAAGGAGAAUAAGUAUUAUUCGGAGUGGAGCUUCUGGUUGCCCGUGGGCUACGUGUUCGCUCUGGGCCUGUUCUUUACCGAAGACUCCAAAUCUACUAGAGUUCUCCACCGCGAACAGACGCUGGAGUGGAAAGGCUGGAUGCAAAUCGUGAUCCUCAUAUACCAGGUGACCGGAGCCAGCAAGGUCCUCCCCAUCUACAUGCUGGUCCGGACGCUCGUCUCCUCGUAUCUGUUCCUGACGGGCUACGGGCACUUCUACUACACGUGGAAGACCGGAGACACGAGCCUCGUGCGAUACUUGAGGGUGAUGUUCAGGUUGAACUUUCUGACUGUGGUCCUCUGUCUGACGAUGAACCGGCCCUACCAGUUCUACAGCUUCGUGCCCCUGGUCUCAUUCUGGUAUACUUUGAUGUUUGUGAUAUUCGCUCUGCCGCCGCACAUCGCGCCCUCCUCGACGCACACGGUGGAGUCCAAGCCGUACCAGUACCUCUAUAUCGCUGCUAAGAUCAUCGGCCUGCUGGUGAUAGUGACCGUGCUGUACCUGAGCGAGGUGUUCUUCCAGAAGAUCUUUGUGACGAGGCCGUGGAAGGCCUUGUUCGUUAAUUCCGACGACGACAUACAUCAGUGGUGGCUCAUGUGGAAGCAGGACAGGUACUCGGUGGCGUACGGCAUGAUGUUCGCACUGCUGUACCUGCUGGGGCAGCGGCACGGGCUGCUGGAGGAGGGCGCGCGCGGGCCGCUGGUGGCGGGCGGCGGCGCGCUGGCGGGCGCGCUGCUGGCGGCGCUGGGGCUGGGCGCGUACGGGCUGCUGGUGGCGCUGUGCAGCAGCCCGGCCGCGUGCGACGAGAUCCACAGCUACGCGGCGUGCGUGCCGCUGGCGUCCUACGCGGCGCUGCGCAACCUGUGCGGCGGCCCGCGCGCCAAGCACUCGGCGCUGUUCGCGGCGGCGGGGCGCGUGGCGCUGGAGCUGUACGCCAGCGUGUCGCACGCGUGGCUGGCGGCCGACACGCACGGCGUGCUCGUGCUGCUGCCCGCGGCCCCCGGCCUCAAUCUGCUGCUCACCUCGUACGUGUUCGCGUGCGCCGCGCACGAGACGCACCGCCUCACGCUGCUGCUGCUGCCCCGGGCCGUGCCCGACGACUGGCGCCUCGUGCUGCGGAACCUCGCCAUCUUCCUCGCCGUGCUCGUGCCCAUCGGAAUGUACGACGGUAUGUUCUGAACCCAUCCUCGUUAAGUACGGCUACUUGUAUUUAAUUGUAUAAAAGUGCAGCCUCUCAUCAUUAUUAUUGCGUGACCAUAAACAAUUUUGAAAUAAUAACAAAUUUAUUUUUGAAUGUCAAACUUAAUAACAUACACUUGAAACAUGCAGAAGUCUAACUUCUUGGACGGGAGAGAGGAAACUACCGUGCUGUUUUUGACAAAAGCAUUGUAAUUUUUUUCUUAUCAAAUCUGUGUUUUUAUUAUACGAGUUUUUUACACAUACGUAUAAAAAAAGCCAAAGAAAAAGCAUAUGAAUGCUUAAUUACUAUUUUUGUGAAACUUUAGUCACACAAUUAAACAUAAAUAAUUACAAUUAAGAACUUGCAGUUCACUUGUUGUGUGUUCUCACCUCAAAUGACGUCACACGUAACGUAACGAAGUUCAAUAACGUUCAGACGAGCUUCGAUAAGCUCGCGCAAGAAUUUUGUAAUAAGCGUGUCCUCAUCCAGGUCCGUAUUAGUGUAGAAUGAACAACGAGUGUAAUAUUUAGCUUAGUCUGCAGAUUCGUUUUUUAAAUUUAAAUAUAUUUGUGUACUUAAUGCGCUGUUCAUAUGGUUUGUGAUGUGAUAAUAUUGUUUCAUCAAUAUGUCAUAUCUGCUUUUCAUGCAAUUCGCUCUUAUCUAUGUGCUGCUCUGUAUUUUUGAAGUUUACUCUUGAAGCAUGCAAUGUCAUUUAAGCCCACAUACCCAUACAUGCAUAAUACAUAAGAAACAUAAAUGUAUCUACAUACGCAUAAGACAUAAUAUUUGGCGGGUAGUUUGGCGAUUGUUGACAUAAACUAGUUAUGUUUUUCAUUCAAAUUCAUGUAAUAUUAAUAUACAUGAGUAAAUCAAAGUCGGGUUUGUUCGAACACUUAUAACUCGAGAACGGCAGGACCGAUUUUUAUGGUCUUUGAUUUGUUGUACACAUUUGUCUCCGUCCCGAAUAGCAGAAUAAUGAUAAUAACAAAAAAAACAAAAAAAUUUAUAGAAAAAAUAUUUCCCAUACAAAAUGUUCAUGGAUUUUGUUACUGUCAAAUAUUUAAUGUGUAAUGUUGUAAAUAAUAAUGUAUUCUACAAAGUCGUAGUACAUUAUUUUAUUCUAUCAUCAAUAGUUUUCGCAGGGCACGCGAUA
Molecule: messenger RNA, 3849 nt
Organism: Bombyx mandarina (wild silkworm)
Lineage: Eukaryota; Metazoa; Arthropoda; Insecta; Lepidoptera; Bombycidae
Product: N-acetylneuraminate (7)9-O-acetyltransferase
Source: RefSeq, a predicted model, not a curated record